AAACAUGCCUAGCUGGAAGGUUUUCAGUGAGAAGGGAGAAUUGGCAACCUACAUCAUUCCCUGUUUCCCACAGUGAUGCACCUCUCACAUGCCCACAUCACUGUGCAGCAGUAGGAUGAGGUACAGUGGACUCUAAGUCACCCGAAAUUUCAGAUGGACACUAGGAACACAAUUCUGCUUGCAAGGACGUUGAGACAUUGCAGCAGGAACCAAGAAAGGUUCUGUGAUCUCUAAGGGUGAAGAUCUUGUCUGGACAAGGCUCUGAGCAGCAAGUUCUAAGUCAGCUCUGUGAGUGGAGGGUUUUUUGGAGUGAUCACUUCCAAAUUAAAUUAUAUUUUGCAAUCCAAAGUAAUCAAAUGUAUUUUUAUUGGAGAAUUCUCCAUACUGUAUAGAAAUGUAUUGCAACGCAUUUGCACAAAGCCUUUUGGAAUGACCUUGUACUUUUGUUUUGUAUUAUUAACCUGUCUCCCACCUACAGCAAAACCAGAUUACACACUAAUGUGCUGCACUGUUCACUCUGUGUUUAAUUAUUCCAGGCUGCUGCCAGACAUCAGUGUUCCUACCUAAUAAAUAUGCACGUUGAUGAGUUUCUGAAGACUGGCGGGAUUGCAGAGUGGCUGAAUGGUUUAGAAUACAUUCCCCAAAGACUGAAAAACCUGAAUGAAAUAAACAAACUUCUUGCACACCGUCCCUGGCUGAUCACAAAAGAGCACAUCCAGAAACUUGUCAAGACUGGGGAAAAUAAUUGGUCUCUUCCUGAACUGGUGCAUGCUGUUGUCCUGUUGGCACAUUAUCAUGCCUUGGCAAGUUUUGUAUUUGGUAGUGGCAUUAAUCCAGAGAGAGAUCCGGAUACAUCUAAUGGAGUCAGACUUAUAGCAGUCAACAACUUCUGUGUCUGUGAUCUUGCCAAUGACAACAACAUAGAAAAUGCAUCCCUCACAAGUAGCAACUUCGGGAUUGCAGAUUCUUUAAGUGAGCUGGAGGCCCUGAUGGAAAGGAUGAAGAGACUACAAGAAGAUAAAGAGGAUGAAGAAGCCUCUCAAGAAGAAAUGGCAACUCGCUUUGAGAAGGAGAAGAAGGAGAGUCUGCUAGUGAUUAGUGGAGCAUUUGAUGAUGAAAUAGUUUCUACAGAUGUCUCCCGUUAUGUUGAAGAUCCUGGGUUUGGGUACAAAGACUUUGCAAGGCGAGGAGAAGACCAUCUGCCAACAUUCAGAGCUCAGGACUAUACUUGGGAAAAUCAUGGCUUUUCCCUUGUAAACAGGCUUUAUUCUGAUAUUGGGCAUCUCCUGGAUGAGAAGUUUCGGAUGGUGUAUAACCUCACAUAUAACACUAUGGCAACACAUGAAGAUGUUGAUACAACUACGCUAAGAAGAGCUUUAUUUAACUAUGUCCACUGUAUGUAUGGAAUCAGGUAUGAUGACUAUGAUUAUGGAGAAGUUAAUCAGCUACUUGAACGCAGCCUGAAGGUUUACAUAAAGACAGUGACCUGCUACCCAGAGAGAACUACCAAGCGCAUGUACGAUAGCUACUGGCGUCAGUUCAAGCACUCAGAGAAGGUUCACGUCAAUCUACUUCUGAUGGAAGCUCGGAUGCAAGCCGAACUUCUGUAUGCCCUUCGUGCCAUAACUCGUCACUUAACCUGAAGCACUCGCUGGCCAGGAGUACAGGGGCUUUUACUGAGUAUGUAAAGACCUUUUGAAAUAGAUACACACCAGAAGCUGUUUGUGAUGUAGCAUCAGGUUAUUCAAUUCUCUAGUGUCAAAGUUUAGCCGUGCUUCUUGGCGGCUGUAAUGUGCAAUGACGUGUUUUAUUUUCUUGAUGCUUAACAUUACUAAUGAUAACAAAAGUAACACUGAGGAGCGCUACUCUGCAUUGUUUCCGGCUGGAUUUCUGCACAGCGGUCAGGAUCCUGAAACUGGUUUUAUUGUAUCCAAUCCUAGCGCUUUGUUCUUUAAGCACCAGAGUGAAGUGCUUAGAGACUUCUUUUUCCAAGCAAUCAUUUUUCAGAUGAGUGGAGUCCAGCAGAAGAUCAGUUCUGCCUGUCCUGAGAAGGUCCCACCACGUCGUGACUCGCAGCAGAGACGCGCGGGCUGCGCUGCAUCGAAUUGCCCACUGGAUUCUCCUGUGUGUCCUGGAGACUGCUGCCAGUCACUGUCUUACUACAGCAAUUGGAGGUGAUGCAAGAUGUGGAUGCAAACAUCGAGCACACUUUAAUGUGAAAUUAGUCUUGAUAAAUCCUACAGCAUGCUACUGAAGUGCAAAAUUCAUCCGCUUUGUCGUGCCCCUUCACAAAGAGAAGAGGCCUCACGAUUUGCCAUUUCAGCCACACUUACUGUGUUUCAAUCAUGCAUAGUCUUGUUUUACUGACAGUCACCCUCAGUUGUCCUGACAAUAUCCAUGCUCAUCACGUGUUGCAAUUUGUUUAGUUGGCACCUAUAAAAUUAACACACAGGCUGACCAAAAAUAGGGUUGUGGGGUUUUUUGCACUCUCUUCUUUAUCAAUGUUUUAACUGAGGAAAGUAAAGGAAGGCUAGUAUAUCUAUUCUUUCAUAUUGGAUGUAUAGAAAUUAUUUCCCAUAACUUUUUCAUAGCAUGAAAUUGUAAUAUUCAAAGUUUUAAAAGUUUCUAUGCAUUAGUGUGAAUGAACAAAAGAAAAGUGCAAUAUCUAAAAAGAAAGCAAGCUUUUUUCCCUGACAUGCCACUGCUAAAGUGUCCUUCUUAUAUAGCCAUAAAGAAAUUUUAAAACCAAAUUUCUUUAUUGUCUAAGGCCUAGCAGUUUUGUUUUAGCUUUUACGGCUUAAGACAACCUGAUACUGAGAUGCCAAAGCAUCCCCAAAACAAAGCAUUUUUGGACAACCAGGAAUAUUGGGGAAGGGAAGAAAUAAGCUGCCAAAAAUGUCACACUUUUGUGCUGUUUUCUGUUGCUUUUGACUAAUUUUUGAGAGCACAAAAUGUUGAUAUUUAUAGCUUUAUUUUGUAUUGCAUUUAAUGAACCAGUGAAGUGCCUAAAGAGAUGCUUAAACUUACCCAGUAGAACACAAGUUAACUGCUUCAACUUUCGUCUGUUGGUUUGGACUUUCAUGUUUCUUUUGAGGAGGGUGACCUUUAUUUCUGUGGUAUACAUUCAAAACUAACUGGACAGGUUUAUUUUUAAUGUUCUGUUGGAUUGUAGAAGUUAAUGCAGGACUUUUUUUCAUUGGUGAUUGCAGAAUCUUUAGAAAAAAAUACUACCAGUCAUAUUUUGACACUUUUCAUUUACAAAACCAUGGACCAGUACUUUACUAAAGUUAGUUUUCUCUCUUCUUACCUUUUCCUGAUCCUUGCUUUGACUUUGCAUGUUGGUUUUUCUGCUUUAUCUGUCCGUUCCAGAUUGGAAAGCCCAAUGAUUGUACACUUUUCUGCACUUUCAGACUGCAGACUCUGCAUGUGAAAACCUUUUGAGGAAGAAAUCAGUAAUUAUUUUUUUUAAGUGUCAUGUUAGCUAUUUAGAAAACUACCCAACAGACAGCACUGAUCUGUCUUCAAGAGAGCUUUGGGUAGAAUAUCAGAUUUAUUUAUCUUGUAUAGCUACCUGCAAAGAUUUCUCAGAAAUACUGAGAUGCUCAUAUGUGUGAACUUAGAUUUGCUUUCUAAAUUGUUAUGAUCCUUUUUCCCCCCACUCUUGUGAUUGUAGCAGCCAGACCUAAUGGCUUCUGCUGAGAGAAGUUUUCAUGCAAUACUUUUGGUUUUUUUCAAGUGAUUGGAACUGUUUGGUACUACUUUAAAUUUCUUUGCAUUGAAAAGUCAAGUAGUUCUCAAGAAGCACAGUUGAGCUCUGGAAAGGAGGUGAAACUAGAUUUGGGUAACUAAUAUGAUGGCUUCGUUUCCCCUCAGAAAUGCAAAGACUUCUGGAGUAGGUUGAUUUUUACAUUUGGAAACAUGAGUGCCUUUACUUCUUUCCUUAUGAAAUAUACUUGCCAGCUCAAAUGCCUUCGUGAGCAAAGUACAUGAGCAGAUUUGAAAUACAGAAACCAUAAAUGGAUUGCUUCAUAAAACUUGUAGUAAACCAGUGUUUUGUUUUGGAUUUUUUAGUGCCAUAUCAAGUCCCAUAUGGCCUGCAAGACAUUCCAUCAUAGGAAAUGUCAUUGUACAACUAGUUUGCUAUUUCUCUUUUUUUCUUUUCUCUUUAAUAUUAAAUGCAAACUUGAAACAUCUGGAAAUGUUUUCCACGUGGCAUUUUUUUUUUUCAAAGUAUUGCAUUUACGGUGCAACAAUUUAUAUCCUAGUUUUUAUACACAAAUUUGGGAUUUUUAAUAGAUGUUCGUUCAGAAUAGGUUCACACAACGCUACCAUACACUUUAUGUGCGCUUUAGGUUCACACUGUGCCAACUUUUAAUCUGCAAAUGUUCUUGGACUUUUUUGCAUUUUUAAAGCACGCAUGAAUGUGAAUCUUCACACCUUGUUCAUUAAUAUUUUUCUUAAUAGUACCAUAAUCAUUGAAGUGUAGAUCCUCCCCCUCUGUGUUCCUUCAUUGGAAUUGGUAAUUACCAGCAUUCAUGUUAGUCUACAAAAUCCCAGCCGUGACCAACAUAAAAACAAAGUGUACAGUCUCCUGUCUGCUGGAAAGAAAGCUUGAUAGGUACAAAUUAACCAGCUAGCACAGGGAACACUGUGAGUAGGGAACAGAGCUUUUGAGCAUGAACAGCUUCUUAUCAUUGUAGAGUCACUUAAAAUGUGUGUUGCUGUAGAGUAUGUCCUUGCUGAGAUUGCUCUAUUUUCUUUGGUAAUGAAGAGAAGUCAAAAAGGUGCCAACUGGAGAAAGCAUUUGCAUUUCCCAGAACACUCUACCCACAGCUGAACUUCAUGAGAGUAUCAUCAUACAAGAAUAGAAAUAAUUGUUAAAACAGAAAUAAUAAUUUUAAAUUUAGGUGCAGUUUGUGCAGAUAGCUACUACAGUUAGUGCUGUGGUGUCCUAUGAGAAUUUUGGUGAGCUGUAGAUGGAUUUAUUUUCAUUAAGGCUGAAUUGAAACAUAUAUCCUUUGUCCUAAAGCCUUCAUUAAAAUGAAAAAUUACAGAAUCGUAGAAUUUGCUGAGUUGGAAGAGGCCCACGAGAAUCAUCGAGUCCAAUUCCUGACCCUGCAAAGGACAGGCCCAAGAGUCACACCACGUGCCAGAGAGAAUUGUCCAAAUGCUUUUUGAGCCCUGUCA
Sturnus vulgaris (Common starling) is the source of this 5187-nucleotide messenger RNA. The record is from RefSeq and is a predicted model, not a curated record. NCBI's taxonomy places the organism in Eukaryota, Metazoa, Chordata, Aves, Passeriformes, Sturnidae.